UCCGUCGUUUCGAAGUUUUGACCGAGUACGGUGAGUUGCCUUGUUUAUUUGUCUUUUACCGGGUAUUGCGUUAAGUUUAUAUGUUUUAAAGUAUCUUAGCUGUGCUUUCAAAACACGCAACGUUUAAGUGUAGUUUUCGGCCAACUGUUACAUUUUUCUUUGUUUUCAAUCAAAUCGCGGCGAAUUGUCUGUUUACACGUGCGAUCGAACGUGGAUUGAAACUCAGCGCAAGCAACUCAGAUGAAUUUUCGAUAUUCAGUUCUUGGUUACUGAAGGACGAACGAUUUAGAAACUUAGAGAAAACAGAUUUGCAACUGAAGGUUCCUGCAGAACACUACAUAUACCACGAGGGAAAAAAUAUGCAAAUUAGUUUGAGGGUAAAUUGAAUUCGAGGGGGUGGAGGUGGGAAUACAAAGGGAAAGGUGACUGAGAAGUGUGAAUGAGGACGUAAUCUGAUGCCUCCCCCCCCCACCACAAUGCCCUGAGGGGCCCUCCUGGCUCUUCAGUUCCCAUUAUUUGAAACACUUCAGUACCUCCCUGGGGAUUUAUCCAUAAUAGCACUUGCCCCAUCUAGGGACCACUAGUGUGGCUAGACUUAGUGAGAGCUGAUAGAACUGAAAGUUUCUUCCUAAAAAGUAGCUCCCUGGGGAUUUAUCCAUAAUAGCACUUGUCUCCUCUAGAGACCACUAGUGCAGCUAGACUUAGUGAGAGCUGAUAGAACUGAAAGUUUCUUCCUAAAAAUAUUCAGGUCUCACUUGGGUUAUGAACCUAUGGAUGGAGCUCGACAGGAGUUGCAAAAAAAAGUCUUGUUUCCCCUCCCAUCUCUACAACAACCCCUCCAAUCCUCACACUUCCACUUUCUCCAUGCGUUCUUGCUUAUACAUGUUUUGCAUCCCACCUAUUUACAAGCAUGCCUACUUAUUACAGUCCACUAAUCUCAUCAGCUGAAAUAUCACGUCAUCACCUUAUUUUACUUUCCUUUUAGUGUCUUGGUUUCUCUUUGCACUGAACACCAAAUUACAAGAAAGCUUCAAAUAUGCCCGAAGUAACAGUCCUUGAUUAUGGAGCAGGGAAUAUCCGAAGCCUUGUCAAUGCUUUGAAACUCCUUGGGUAUAGUGUAACCUUUGUAAAAGAAGCUGGAGAUAUUCUAAGAGCUGAAGGACUAAUUUUCCCAGGUGUUGGAGCAUUUGGAAGUGCUAUGGCUCUCCUUGAACGCAGUGGUUUUGUUGAACCACUCAAGACCUACAUUCAACAAGACAGGCCUUACUUAGGAAUUUGUCUUGGUCUUCAGACCUUAUGUAAGGGAAGUGAAGAGUCCCCUGGAACAGAAGGCUUAUCUCUAAUACCUGCAACUGUAUCACACUUCAACAAGGCAAAAGGUCUUGCUGUUCCUCAUAUGGGAUGGAAUGGACUUAAAAUUCACAAGGGAUCUGAUCUUUUUCCGACUGGUUUCUCCAGUGAAGAAAAGGUAUACUUUGUUCACUCUUAUGCUUUACAUUUAGAAAGCAAAGAGCUGGAUGAUUGGGUUCUUGCCACUACUGACUACGGAGAGGAGUUUGUCAGCAUUGUGCAGAAAGGAAACAUUGUUGCCACUCAGUUUCACCCUGAAAAAAGUGGCAGUUUGGGAAUAAAAAUAAUUAAGAACUUCUUGAAUAACUUUCCCAUCGGUAACAAGCCUGUUACCAUUCCAUGUGAACUGCCAGUUGUCAAUGAAUUCACUCAGCUUGGUUGUCGUGUAAUUGCUUGUCUUGAUGUCCGAAACAAUGACCAAGGUGACCUGGUAGUGACUAAAGGCGAACAGUAUGAUGUGAGAGAACAGUUUAUCAUGGAGAGUAAUCAACCUGCCGCUAAACCAAAAGGUGCUGUGAGAAACCUGGGCAAACCUGUUGAGCUGGCACGCCGGUACUACAAGGAAGGAGCAGAUGAAAUAGUGUUUUUGAAUAUCACAAGCUUCAAAAACUGUCCACUUAACGAUCUUCCAAUGUUAGAGGUUCUUCGUCAAGCGUCUGAGAAUAUUUUUGUUCCCUUGACUGUUGGAGGUGGAAUUCGUGACAUGCAGGUGCCGGGCAAUAACAGUGACCCCUCCACAAUAAAGCAUCACACUGCUGUUGAAGUAGCAGCUGAAUACUUCAAAUCUGGAGCAGACAAGGUAUCCAUUGGCAGUGAUGCAGUGUAUGCAGCAGAGAACCACAUUUCAUCUGGUGGGGUCAUGACAGGCAAAACUUCCAUUGAAACAAUAGCUUCUGCAUAUGGUCAGCAAGCAGUAGUGAUCUCUGUGGACCCAAAGAGAGUGUAUGUUACAUCCCCUGAUGCUGUGCAGCAUCAUGUCAUCAAAACAAAAUACCCUGGUCCAGGAGGUGAGGAAUUCUGUUGGUACCAAUGUACAGUGAAAGGCGGGCGGGAGACACGAGAUAUUGGAGUGUAUGAAAUGGUGCAGGCAUGUGAAGCUCUUGGUGCUGGAGAGAUUAUGCUCAACAGUAUCGACAAAGAUGGGACCAAUAAUGGAUAUGACCUUGAAUUGGUUUCCAUGGUGAAGGCAGCUGUUGGUAUCCCUGUGAUUGCCUCUAGUGGUGCUGGUCAUGUUACUCACUUUUCCGAGGUGUUCCAGACUGCCCAUGCAGAUGCUGUGCUUGCUGCUGGAAUAUUCCAUCGAAAUACUGUUUCUAUCACUGAUGUUAAAAAGCACUUACUAAGUGAAGGAAUUCCAGUCAGGAUGGAUACAGAAAAUUGAAAACCUUCCACCAGUAUAUGGUUGCAUUCUCGUGUACAGAAGUAAUGCACUCAUAGUUCCAGAUCAGUUUUAAAGGGAAGGUGUCAAGGAUUUCUGGGUUCUUGUAGUCAAACUUAUCAGGUUCACCCGAGACCCCUUUCCUAUUUGGAAUUCUGAUAUGUAAAAGAAAAAUUCUUGGUAAAACUAGUUAUUAUUUAAUUAAUAAUAAGCUUAUCUGUAAC
This is a messenger RNA of Orbicella faveolata, 2952 nucleotides long. RefSeq lists its product as uncharacterized. The record is from RefSeq and is a predicted model, not a curated record. Gene Ontology annotation, biological process: L-histidine biosynthetic process. NCBI's taxonomy places the organism in Eukaryota, Metazoa, Cnidaria, Anthozoa, Scleractinia, Merulinidae. Gene Ontology annotation, molecular function: glutaminase activity; imidazoleglycerol-phosphate synthase activity.